GAAGGGGGGCCAGUAGAAUCCCUAAACCAAAGUCGUUUUAUUUAAAGUAAAGAAUGUACAAAAGUUUCACCUUAUAGAGUUUCCUAACGAGCAAAAGCCUACGAUAAAGUAACAUAUACAUGUGUCCUAAUUUUCCAUGUAAAUAUAUAUGAAAGAAAUCGCGCGUGUAAUAGGCUCCUAGUUUGCAGAGCUUUCUGCAUCCUACUACUCCAAUUUAAACUGGGAAUUAAUUUACACCAGUUUAUAGAGGAGAAACAAAAAAAUAAAUGAAUUAACAAGAUAUGCAUAGUCAUUCUACAUAUGAAAAGAAAUAUUUAUAAGAAGUAGUCAUACCCUUUAUGUUUAUUCAAGAAAGUCUCUAUUAAAUGUUUCAUUAUAAGUAUAUACAUACGUCAAAUUCAUUCCUGUAUUUAUAAUGAAAAAUUUAUUUGGAAACAUCAAACCUACCAUUUAAUUUAGACAAAUUUCUUUAAUAAACGGGGAGGAUACAUAUAAAUUUUGAACACAUCAUAUAUCCUUCAUAAAUACCAUAAGCAAUGUUUCUCGAAUUGGAGCAAUUGUAUCCAUUUUCAAUUUACUACUUCGUUUGAGCGAUAAGAUACAACUCGAAAGCUUAAGUUUUGUUUCAGAGCCGUGGUUCCCCUACACCUUGACAAUUGUCUUCGUGAAAAGAUAAAAAUAAUAACUUUGAUAAAAUGUUUCCUUAAAAAGAAACUAAAAUUCUAAUUAAAAAGUUGAAAACCACUGAUAAAUGCUAAACUUAAAUAAAUAUUAAAUAGUGUAGAUUAUAAUGUGAAGAAUUAAUGUACCCCUUUUCUCCAAAUUUUUUACAUAAAAGUUAUAGCGGAGUCUUUACCUUGUUCAAAAUUUAUCAGAGAAAUUAAGAAAUGAAGAACUUCGUGUAAGCUUCAAUUAAGAUAUUGCCUACAAAAAAAAACCGCAUUAUGUAGCGAAAAAGCCAGUGACGGUCACUGGUAAUUUUCGCGAUACGAUCGUUUCACGUGGCACGUACGGUGACCGAUACGACUCGAAUCGCGACGCGCAAAAUUCGAAAUUGUUGAAAUGGUAUUAUAGUUAUGACACACGGUGUAUAUACGGUCGGUAGUCCACACAUACUGUCACAGGCGAACGGAUACACGGCCACGUGGGUAUCGGUACACUCGCUCGUGUGCUCGCGCUCGUAGUCGCGCGUGUGCGUGGAUUAUUUUCGCUUAUGCCGCCGCGCACGCAAUCUCAGAAGUGGUUCUCCCGUUGACAGGUUCCGAGCGAGUUUCCGCCGGCCCUCGAGGCACCGAUCGAGAGUGGUUCGGGAUCGACGAUCAGCCACGGUUGGUUCCUGGAUCAUCCGGCCCGGCGGGAUCCGCGAACGAGGCGACAAAGGUGUGUCGCGGUCGGUACCAGUGACGAGCACGAAGGAAUUUCUUAUGCAACGAUCGGCGGACAGGUUGGAUGGACAUCGUCAUCCGUCGGUUUUACGCGUCGCGCCGUUGUACGGCGAACCGUCGCGUCGGCGCGCAGAAAAACACGGGAGAGAAACGUGUCGCGGGUGAAUUAUGAAUGAUUCUCGCGUCGAGAACGUUCGCGCGAUUCCGUGUGGUCAGAAACGUGGGAUCGAGAACGGAACGAUUAAGAAGGAUGCUAUCGGUACCAUCCGAUAAAUCGCGGACAAUCUUUGACGGAAACGAGCAGGCGCGAAACACCUGGCGCGCGGUUUAAUUUCCGCCGACGAACGUCUUGUCGCGCACACGUCGCCGCCGACUGCGGAAAUAUCGGUCAUCGCGAGCGUCACGGAAAAUUGAUAACGAUGACGAAACUGGACGGGAAUAAACGAUAGGAUGCGCGUUUCCACGAGAAAUCGUACGAACGAUGCGUGGCACGAACGUGGCCGUGGAACUUGGAACGUUCGCGUUUGUUUUUCAAACGCCUGGCUCACGUUGCGAUCGAACGAACGCGCUUCGACGAGUACCUGCGUGUUUUUAGCGAAACGUAUCGCGCGUUAAAGGUGCUACGACCCUGCGACCGCUGCUGGUGUGUGUUCGACCUAUAGGAAGUUCCGAGAGCCGUCGCGUUUCUAGGAAACGAGGAAGCGACGAUUUUGUCGCGGGUGCGCGGCAAAUAGGAACAAAGGAACGACGAGUAGCUAAAUGCGUGAGAUCGGAAGGAACGAACUGUAAGUAGAGUCUCUAAGACGCGUGUUCGACUGUUCGAAUCUCAAUCGAGACCAUCGAUCGGUUCACAAGGGAAAAGAGUGCUCGAUUAACGAGAAUCAUGGUAGACGGAGAGACGGAUCCGAGGCGGGUCGAGAUUUUUCAUCUUGAUUCGUUCGUGGAGUUAGCGAGGAAUCUAUAAAUACGAGAGGCAAGAGAAGAGAGACACGACGGGUGGCGGGCGAUAUCGUUGAACGAAAUGCUCAUGACCGAAAAAGGUUCUCUCAGGAAAGGAACCAACGAGGAACUGGACGACGAGCAUUCGACAGCCACCGACAACAACGUUGCGUCGCUGAACAAGCUACUCGUAAACUCGACGGUUCCUGCGGCUGCAGUUGCGGUGAAACUAUACGAGGACUCCGCGGACGAAGCCGGAAGGAACAGCGCCGAGAAACAGAAGCGCGGUAUUCUUAGCAAUUUUCAGAGGAGAACUUUCAGCAGGAUCAGCUUCAAGGGAGAGUCUGGACCUUUAUUGAGCAGAUACCGACAAACUAGGUUCAGCUCUAGAAGGAUACGCAAGAGGGUGGUUUUCAAGCACGGCGAUUGCAAUGUCGUACAAGGAAAUGUCGCCAAGCGACGACGCCGUUACCUUCAGGAUAUUUUCACGACGCUGGUGGACGCUCAAUGGCGCUGGACACUUCUGGUGUUCUCCAUGAAUUUUCUGCUCUCCUGGCUGGGCUUCGCUUUGAUAUGGUGGCUGAUAGCGUACAGCCACGGGGACCUCAAUCCAGAGAACUACACCAAUUCGAACUUUACGUUUACCCCUUGCAUCGUGGACAUUCGCGGCUUCACCAGCUCCUUCCUCUUUUCGAUCGAGACGCAGCACACCAUCGGGUACGGAUCGAAACAUCCGACAGACGAGUGCCCGGAGGCAGUGUUCGUCAUAUGCAUCCAAUCGAUGACGGGGGUGAUUCUGCAGGCUUUCAUGGUCGGUAUAGUGUUCGCGAAACUGUCCCGACCGAAGAAGAGAACGCAGACGCUACUGUUCUCGAGGAACGCUGUGAUUUGCCAGAGGGACGGCCAGCCGUGUUUGAUGUUCCGCGUCGGUGACAUGAGGAAGAGUCACAUCAUCGAGGCUCACGUCAGAGCUCAGAUGAUCAAAAGGAAGGUGACCAGAGAGGGAGAACUCCUUCCGUUUUUCCAGACGGAGCUGAAGGUAGGAGGUGACGGCGAGGAAGACAAGAUAUUCUUUAUUUGGCCAACAACGAUCGUCCACAAGAUCGACGAACACUCGCCUCUUUAUCAUGUAUCGGCCAGCGAUAUGUUGCGGGAACGGUUCGAGAUCGUGGUGAUAUUGGAAGGUGUCAUCGAGUCGACAGGUAUGACCACGCAAGCCAGAAGCUCCUAUCUGCCAGCUGAAAUUUUGUGGGGACACAGAUUCGAGCAUAUAAUCACGUUUAAGAAAGAAACUGGAGAAUACGAAGUGAAUUAUACUCUCUUCAACAACACGUACGAGGUCGACACACCGUUGUGUUCUGCGGCUGAUUUGGAUAAAAUCAGGUCGAUACAACGUGCCAAGGGAGAGCGCAUGAGCACAAGCGGGUUCGCUCAUUAUCGCGAUGCGUCCAGCAGUUCUUUGACCACCGGAUCCGGUUCGAGCUUGGCAUCGUCCACUGGUGGCCUGCACAUGAACGUCCCGAUGACGCCACUGACUCCGAUUCCAGUUAUGAUCACCAGCCCCGACGGUUCUCUGAGACGCGAGAGCAUGCAGAGUGUGCAAACGGAUGCAAAACAGCCGAUAUUUUACACGCAGAACGAGAUGUUGGACAGCGAGCCCCACGCCAUCAGUCAGGUGGAAGAAGACGCGAGAAAUCAAGAAGAUUAUAACCGCGUGCUGGAGGACAUAAACGCGACAUUAAGAAAAAAUCGAGCACACGUCAAGGAGGACAAGAGGAUCCACCGAGAGCCAUCCAAGUCAACGUUAGACUUCAGAAAGAGCGAGAGCAGGACUAAUAUAGACAUACUCAAAAGAUCUAGCUCGAGAACGACGCUGGAUCAAGGUCCUAUUGUUAUCAAUCCUCCACCGAGAUCGGUAUCACGACAGCAUUUAGAAGCCAAGCACACCAAAUUCGCCGAAUCGACGGAACCGUAUCGCGAACCACCGCCUCAUCCACAUCCUCACUCUCAUUCAAUCUCGAGGAGGUCCAGCUUGGGCGACUUCCACAAGUCCAAGGAACCGCACAAGAAGACCAGCUUCAUCCUCGGCGACGACGAUCACGUGAUUACGAUUUCGAAGGUACCCGCGUCACAACACGAUUCCGAACCGUUGGAGGCUGACUCGUCGAAGCCGAAUCAUCAUCCUCUGAGCAGAGAUUCCCAGGAGAAAGUGUAGAUUGGGCUUCUAAAUUGUUCUAACUGGGACACAAAGACGUCAUGCGGAGUAGCUUUCAUGCGCGCCUGGUGGCUUGCGUUCGCCUAACCGAGCCGCAUCCGUUCCGGUUCUUCCGAUCCUCGUUGUUCCUCCGCGUUUCUUUCGUCUGUUUUGUCGCUUGUUUGCGCGAACUCUGAUCGUAAACGCGGAGAACCCUGUUCGGGAGAGCGAGUCGAGGCGAACUAGACUCACCGGUGGCUGGAAUCUAAAGAAUCGCAAGUAUUCUGAUUCACUCGCGAUCCCGAUCAACGUUCCGCUAUUUCGAUGCAUUGCUGACUGCAUCGCGUACGGGGUAUAAAUAGAACAGAUUGCGCUCAAGUUAGAAUGCGUUUUUCAGCAACGGCUCUCUAUAAAUCUGCUGCAUCGACGCGACGUGCUCUUUCUCAGAAACAUAACGUCAAAUCAACUUGGAUCGUAUUCGAGGCUUUCUCCACCUGAUCUUUUAGGAUACCAUGCGAACAACUGACACUGACGCUGACCUUCCUCUAGCUCGGGUACCUCGGGGUUGCUGAGCCCGUACUGUAGCUACAAAUACCGCUACAGCCCCUGAGAGCACAUACUGUUAUCGCGCAACUUCUCUACGUUCUGUUUCAGAUUCUAAUGAGUUAUAUCUCAGUAACGGCGCGGUCAAUAAUUGUUAUUUUCUUUUUUGAAUGGUUUGUCUCUUUGAGGAAAAAUAAAAUUCAAGCUACACAGAAGAACAGUGUCAACAACUUGCUAACGCGUUUUGACUUGUACACAUUUCUGAUUCCUCUUAUUGUACUUUUAGGGUUGGUUCAUAGGAUUGCCACAAGAAUGAAAAACUUUAAAUAAAAUAGUAAAGCUAAGCAAAAAGUGGGAUUAGUUUUUAACCCACUUAACUUCAAAAAGUUACAAUAUCGAUUUUUAUAACAUAUCAAAUUUUCAACGAGUUGCUAAAUCGCAUUUUGCUUUGAAAAAUUCACCUGAAAAUCUGUAUGUAUUAUAAGGGUCUGUGUUACAAUUAUAAAAUUGUGAUAUCGUUUUUCAUCAAAUUGGGAUGGUCAAAUUAAAUCCUAAUAGGUUCGUAUAAUUCAUAUUUAACGAAAGAACCUUCAUUAAAAUCCUGCAUUAAAUAAAUCCACGGAAGAACUACCUUAAGCCAUAUUCGUAACAAUUUCUAUCGGUAACAAGCGAACCGUGCCAUGAGUUAGGUGAUUGGUAGCCGAUGAAUCGCGAAACGAGCAUGGGUAAAGUGAUCCCUACGCGACGCAGGCCAAUACGAGCAUGUCAUUUGACCCCUGAAGAAGUUAACCGGACUGCUGACGAAACGUCCGAGUAUCUUAUCCAAAGAACACAGCUUGCACCCGGAAGACUCAGUUAGUAUCGAGUUAACUUGAAAUUAAACGGAGCCCGAGUCGAAUCAGGCACGAGUUGUCGGGCCCGUGCUACGAUUUAAGCCAAUAAAAAGCGCCACGCUGAGAUAAGUUUCCUCGUAUUUAAUUUUAUGUUAAUCGGGUGAUUAUAUACAUAACGUAAAGGAAGGAUAGCUGUUUGGAGAGAUACAAUUUGAAAUAUCGGUGUGAUUUCUUAGUGGUAACAGUGACAAGAGUUUC
Molecule: messenger RNA, 6152 nt
Organism: Hylaeus volcanicus
Lineage: Eukaryota; Metazoa; Arthropoda; Insecta; Hymenoptera; Colletidae
Product: inward rectifier potassium channel 2-like
Exons: 10
Coding region: 2407-4539 (710 amino acids)
Biological process (GO): potassium ion import across plasma membrane; regulation of monoatomic ion transmembrane transport
Cellular component (GO): plasma membrane
Molecular function (GO): inward rectifier potassium channel activity
Source: RefSeq, a predicted model, not a curated record